AUGGACACUUGUUAUCCACUCUUGUUACGAUUGAAGAAGUCGACAAAGGUCACUCUUGGCGCUUUAAUUUUCGUAUUCUACGUUGCAAUGUUACAAGGAUGGCGACUAAAGGUGUCAAAACUGUUCAUAAUUCCCCAGCGGUAUGUCCUCGGGAUUAUGGGACUGCUGGCUGUUUGCAAUGCGUACACCAUGCGUGUCUGCUUGAACCUCGCUGUCACGCAGAUGGUCAAUAAUACCAAGAAUGAAGAAGCACACUUCGAUCCUGAAGCAUGUCCCGAUGAUAGUGAACUAUUCGCUAAUGGAACUGUUUCACUUAAACCACACGCUAUCUUCGACUGGUCUGAAUCGACACAAGGACUUAUACUUAGUGGCUUUUACUAUGGAUAUGCAAUCACACAAAUCCCUGGUGGAUACUUAGCUGAGAGGUACGGCGGUAAAUGGACGUUAGGAAUUGGUCUUCUGAGUACAGCUAUCUUUACUCUACUAACUCCCGUAGUUGUAAAAGCUGGAGGUGCAACAUGGCUGUUUAUACUUCGUGUCUUACAAGGCAUGGGCGAGGGUCCAACAAUGCCAGCUUUAAUGAUAGUGCUCGCUCGGUGGGUGCCACCUCAUGAGAGGUCACGACAAGGUGCUUUAGUAUUCGGAGGAGCACAAAUAGGAAAUAUUUUUGGUUCAUUCAUGUCAGGUUUCUUGAUGGCAGGAGGUGGUGAUUGGGCUAACGUAUUUUACUUCUUCGGCUGUUUUGGAAUUAUGUGGUUUAUUGCUUGGAGUAUCUUUUGCUAUAGUACACCAAACACUCAUCCGUUCAUAUCAGAUAAGGAAUUGAAAUAUCUAAAUGAAACGGUUACAAGUUCAGAACAAUCCAAUGUAAGGGAUCCUGUACCGUGGAAGGCAAUAGUUAGAUCUGUACCGGCCUGGGCCCUAUUGUUCGCUGCGGUCGGCCACGACUGGGGCUACUAUACAAUGGUGACCGAUUUACCAAAAUAUAUGACAGACGUGCUCAAAUUCAAUAUUGCGACAACAGGAACAUUAACGGCAAUGCCAUAUCUCGCUAUGUGGAUAAGUGCGUUUAUCUUCGGCUGGGCUUGCGAUUUCUGUGUCAAGCGUAAAUGGCACUCGAUCAAAACUGGAAGGAUUAUUCAUACAACUAUUGCCGCGACUGGACCAGCUAUCUGUAUUAUAUUAGCCUCAUAUGCCGGGUGUGAUAGAUUCGCAGCCGUCGCAUACUUUAUUGCAUCCAUGGCUUUAAUGGGGGGCUAUUAUAGUGGUAUGAAGGUAAACGCAUUGGAUUUGGCACCUAAUUACGCUGGAUCGUUAACCGCUAUGAUCAAUGGAACAUCAACUAUAUCGGGCAUUAUAACACCUUAUCUAAUAGGAUUAUUGACUCCUGAUUCGACACUAAAACAGUGGAGGGUGGCUUUCUGGGUGUGUUUCGCUGUGUUAGUCGGAACAAACGUGAUUUACUGCAUUUGGGCGGAAGGCACGCAACAAUGGUGGGACGAUGUCCGAAAAUACGGAUAUCCCGCUGACUGGAAACACGGACCUUUAAAAACUUACGACGAUGAUAAGGAAAAAAGUAAAAAGAAUGAAACUAAAAAUUCUGCUCUA
This is a messenger RNA of Brenthis ino (lesser marbled fritillary), 1608 nucleotides long. The record is from the annotation of a GenBank genome assembly. Lineage: Eukaryota; Metazoa; Arthropoda; Insecta; Lepidoptera; Nymphalidae.